This is a messenger RNA of Notodromas monacha, 3165 nucleotides long. Lineage: Eukaryota; Metazoa; Arthropoda; Ostracoda; Podocopida; Cyprididae. The record is from the annotation of a GenBank genome assembly.
UUUCUUUUUCAGUUAUGCUCUGGAGGUUCUGUCACAGAACUUGUCAUGGCUCUCCUCAAGAGAGAUGAGAAGCUUAGUGAGCUUCAGAUUGCUUACAUCCUCAAAAGCACUGUCAUGGCUGCAGCUUAUCUUCAUGCCAACCAUUGCAUGCAUAGAGACAUCAAGGGACACAAUAUUCUCCUCACUGACCAGGCAGAUGUGAAGCUGGUGGACUAUGGAGUGUCUUCUCACCUGGUGGCAACCCUGGGCAGGCGCAACACCUCUGUUGGCACCCCUUACUGGAUGGCUCCUGAGGUGAUAGCCUGUGAGCAGCAACUGGACUACUCUUAUGAUGUGAGGUGUGAUGUGUGGUCCCUGGGGAUAACAGCUGUGGAACUGGCUGAUGGUGACCCACCAUUGUCAGACAUACAUCCCAUGAGAGCCCUGUUCCAGAUUCCCAGGAAGCCUCCACCUGGCCUCAAAGACCCCUCACAGUGGUCAGCCAAGUUCAAUGACUUUGUGGCCACUUGUCUGGUGAAGGACUUUGAGAUGAGGCCCUUUAUGAGGCAACUUUUGGAGCACCCUUUCUUGAAGGACAUUGAUGGCCUUGAGCACCAGGCCAAAAGAGAGUUGAAAAAGGAGUUGGGCAAACUGAGUAGUGAUGGUGAGGUGGUCAAGAGAGAGGCUGAGGUGACCAUGAAACAAGGCAAGUUGAGGACUGUCAAGAGGAUGGGACCUGACCCUGUUGUGGUUGAGGACUUGGCAAUGUUGGAGUGCCUGACAGAAGAUGUGAUAAUAGAUGCCCUGGAGACCAGGUUCAGGAAAGGACAGAUUUACACCUACAUUGGUGACAUCCUUCUGGCCAUGAACCCAUUCAUGGAACUGGACAUCUACAAUGACCAAGUCAGUCAAAGAUACCAAGGCAGGAUACAAAAGGCCUCAGAACCUCCCCACAUAUUUGCCAUUGCCAAUUCAUCCUAUUUUGCAUUGAUUCAUGAACAGCAUUCUCAGUGUGUGGUCAUCAGUGGGGAAAGUGGUGCAGGGAAGACUGAGAGUGCCAAUUUGUUGCUGAAACAACUUGUGCAUCUUGGGAGGGGACAGAACAAGAACCUGGAAGAAAAGAUCCUGCAGGUGAACCCAAUCAUGGAGGCCUUUGGAAAUGCCAGGACAGGCAUCAAUGACAACUCCUCCAGGUUUGGGAAGUAUGUGGACCUGACCUUCACCCCCUCAGGGAAUGUGGUGGGUGCCAAGGUGUCAGUGUACCUCUUGGAGCAGUCCAGAGUGGUCCACCAAGACAGCAAUGAAAGGAACUUCCACAUCUUCUACUACCUCUAUGAUGGUCUGGAAGCAGAGAACAAGUUGGGCAACUACCACUUGGACCCUCUGUGGAAGACCAGUCACAACUACCUGCAGGGUUACUCUUCUGCCAGACACACUGUUGAGGCAAGUGUGAGGAAGUGGUUGGCUGUGCAGGAGAGUUUCAGACUACUGGGCUUCUCCCCAGGACAAGUGGACUGUGUGAACAGACUCUUGGCAGCUAUACUCCACAUUGGUGACCUGAGUAUCCAGACAGCACCUUCCAGGGACUUUGCAGACUCUGGAUGCUGCAUUACCAACCCUGCACUCAUCAGCAUCAGUGAGUCCAAAAACCUUUGUGGAUUGGUCCCACAAGUGGUACCCAUGCAAUUUGACCAUGAUCCACUGCUGGACAAUAUCAACCCGAUUGGUGAGUUGCUGGGUGUGAGUCCCAUGGACACUCUGGAGGCCAUCACUACCAGUAAUGUGGUCACCAGAGGAGAGACCAUUCAUAGAAGACUGUCUUGUCAUGAGGCCAGGGACACUUGUCAUGCCACUGCCAAGGCACUGUAUGGUAGACUAGUGGACUGGUUGGUACUGCAGAUGAACCAGUUGCUGGUGCUCAGUUCCAAUAUUGGACACCAACAAAGGGAUCAGCAGCACUUGUCCAUAGGGAUCCUGGAUAUAUUUGGCUUUGAGAACUUCCCCAACAAUUCAUUUGAGCAACUCUGCAUCAACAUUGCCAAUGAGCAGAUACAGUAUUACUUCAACCAGCAUGUGUUCUCUUGGGAGCAGCAGGUGGGUGCAAAAAAAAAAAAAAAAAAGUGCUGGCCAAUUUGGAUGGACCAGACCAGACCAUUUUCACAAAAUGUAUUUUUAGUCUGCAAGAAAUGUCCUGAUGCAUUUUUUGUUUUGUUUCUCUCCACCUUUGUGCAGGAGUACUUGUCAGAGGGUAUCAAUGUGGACUUGGUGGAAUUCACAGACAACAGGCCAGUGUUGGACAUGUUUCUGUCCAAGCCUCUGGGACUACUGGCCCUGUUGGAUGAAGAAAGCAGGUUCCCCAAUGCCACCCCCAGGUCAUUGGUUGUGAUUCAUUUGCUGAGGCAGAGCAAGUUGGAGGUCAUUAGGUACUUGUUCCAGUGCCCCCUGGCCAGGACUGGCAAUCUCUUUGCCCUGGGGCAACAUAACCAGGUUCAGGGGAAAUACACCCCUGGGGGUUCUUCAGGGAAUGCUGAGGACUUUCACAUGAUUGGGUUGGAGAUGCCCAAGUUUGGCAGCAGCAGCAGCAUGAGUGCCCUGGCAUCCCAGACCCGAGCCCAGCAAACCAUGGCCACCUAUUUCCGCUACUCCCUCAUGGACCUCCUGCAAAAGAUGGUGGCGGGGGCGCCGCAUUUCGUGCGCUGCAUCAAGCCCAACGACGCCCGCAGCAGGGCCGUGUUCGACAGGGCCAAAGUGCGGGCCCAGUUGCAGUACACCGGCGUGCUGGAGACUGUCCAGAUCCGGAAACAGGGCUUCUCUCACAGGAUCCCUCAUGACGUCUUUCUCAAGAGGUACGGGUUCCUCGGGUUUGGCUGGUCAGAAGUGAUUUUGGCAGACAAAGAAAACAGUGCCAGGUUGCUAACCAGACUCAAUUUCCGUGGUUUUGCCAUGGGUGAGUACGGGUUCCUCGGGUUUGGCUGGUCAGAAGUGAUUUUGGCAGACAAAGAAAACAGUGCCAGGUUGCUAACCAGACUCAAUUUCCGUGGUUUUGCCAUGGGUGAGACCAAAGUGUUCCUCAAGUACUAUCACAUGGAGCAGCUGGCAGCCAUAGGCUACAGGACCAGGAAGUCAACCAAGGAGCUCAAGAAAAGCCCUGAGAAGAAGAUCAAGAAGCAGAAGAAGCCCCAGCAG